AUGUUCUCAAGCAUUUGGUACAAACAUUCGAAACCACCGAGGCAAUCUGCUGAACGAGUGGAUCCCGAGAUUGUACACCACGAAUUCAAAAUGCAUUUGAUGAACUAUCUUAGUGUGCUACAAGAUAUGCAUGCUAAUAUCAACGACUUGUCGGAAGAGAUACAAGAAACCCAGCGUCGGAAGCGGGACUUACGGGCUGAAGUGUAUGAGAUUCGAAAAAAGCAUGGAGAAGUUGGUACUCAGUUGAGUAGCUUGAGGCAAUCGUACCUGGACAGCAAGUAUAACCAUGAACAAUUCAUUAAGAACGCCGAUCAAUUGCGUAUUUUGAAGGAGCGUACCAAAGGAGAGGGACAGAACACUAUUGAUCUACACAGCGUCGUCGAAUUACAGGUAGCGGCAGUGAACAAAUUGGUGAAUCCAGUUUCAGGCAUUUAUUCGAAAUUGAGGAUGAUAAACAAUCAGCUAGAGAACAGGAGGAAUUAA
Meyerozyma guilliermondii ATCC 6260 is the source of this 483-nucleotide messenger RNA. RefSeq lists its product as uncharacterized. The transcript has a single exon. The record is from RefSeq and is a predicted model, not a curated record. Bases 1 to 483 code for a protein of 160 amino acids. Lineage: Eukaryota; Fungi; Ascomycota; Pichiomycetes; Serinales; Debaryomycetaceae.